Messenger RNA from Oreochromis niloticus (Nile tilapia), 1860 nucleotides. RefSeq lists its product as uncharacterized. Lineage: Eukaryota; Metazoa; Chordata; Actinopteri; Cichliformes; Cichlidae. Gene Ontology annotation, biological process: cellular response to lipopolysaccharide; positive regulation of T cell proliferation; immune response. The transcript has 5 exons. Gene Ontology annotation, cellular component: external side of plasma membrane. The record is from RefSeq and is a predicted model, not a curated record. Bases 59 to 1072 code for a protein of 337 amino acids.
GUCUCAAAUAUAGCCUGCUUACGUUAGGUGGAGUGUGUCGCAUCUUUUAAUAAAGAAAAUGCUUUCGUUUCCAGCUGUGAUAUUUUGUUUUUUCAAAAAUGCUUCACGCUCUUCUUCUCUUGUGCCUUCAGACUAUCCAGAUGGCUGCAUUAGAAGCCCUGCGUUUUCCUGUGCUCACUGUCGCGUCGUCCCUCAAGCUGUGUGCUUCCUCGUGUGCCUCUCCGUCAAGUCUCACACAGAAAUCAAAGUGAAGCCUGGACAAGAGGCCACCUUUCACUGUGCGUGUCCCAGAGCUGCAGCCAUCACCCUGCUGGAGUGGAGCAGACACGGCCUCGAUUCUUUGUUCUAUCGUAACUCGUUUCAAAGAUACCAGCCUGAGUCCUUUGAAGACCGAGUGGAGUUGAAGGAUGGAGACCUCACUUUGAUUCUGAAGAACGUCACCAUCAACGAUAAUGGCACGUACAAGUGUCGGAUUGUGUUCAGGAACAAAAACAGCACAGAGAGACCGUUCAGGGGCAUUAAGUGCUUCAUCAACCUCACAGUGACGGCCUCGGACCACACAGAUGUCAAAGUGAGGUCUGGACAAGAUGUCACUCUUCAGUGUCGGGGACCCACAGAUGCAGAUAUCACAGCAUUAGAGUGGAGCAGACCCGAGCUCGUGUCAGAGGGUUAUGUGUUCUUCUUCCAAAACCAGCACUCAGAUGAGAACUAUCAGCACGAGUCCAUCAAAGGCCGAGUGGAGCUGAGAGACUCAUCCACGAAGGACGGAGACGUUUCCAUCAUUCUAAGGAACAUCAGCAUCAGCGAUACAGGAAUAUAUGAAUGUAAGAUUACAACCAAUCACACCAUCUAUGGUGAGAGAGUCAUCAAGGAGUUCAGACACUCCAUCAACCUCACAGUCACAGACUCAGGUUUCACAGAUGAAGACACAAAUAGUGGAGGAGACGAGGGUGGAGGAGAUUGGGAUUGGACUCUUUUAUUAAUAGUUUUUCUGUCAGUUUGGGCUGUGUUUGUUGUUCCUGCUGUUUCUGCUGUCGUCAUAAUUACCUGCAAGGAACAAAAGCCGUUAUAGCAGCAUCCUCCUGAAAACAACGGCUGCCCUGCUUUUCCACAAGGACGAACUUUCAGAGGACUGGACCUUGGAUUUAGAGUCUGAGCGUACUCAUAUAACAUCAGGAGUUUAAAGCAUCAUUUGACUCUUCUUCACAAAAUGGGUCAAGCAUCUGCAAAAUCCAGAAAAUCUGCCAACACCAGAGGGAUUUUUGGAGGAUCGGGUGAUGAAGAUCUAUGAAGUGGGAGUGAGCGAUAAUGCUAUUUUAUUUUUUUCAAGGAAACUAAAUGCAUGGCAGUGCUAUAGCAAUAAUAUCACAAUUUGAUCAUUUUAUAUUAUGUAAAAAUUCUAUAGUACAGUGAUAUGGCAAAGUCCUGCUACAAAGAUAAAAUAUGCAACAUGGUAAAUGAUAAAUGGCCUGUAUUUGUAUAGCGCUUUACUAGUCCCUAAGGACCCCAAAGCGCUUUACACAUCCAGUCAUCCACCCAUUCACACACUGGUGAUGGCAAGCUACAUUGUAGCCACAGCCACCCUGGGGCGCACUGACAGAGGCUGGUGCUGCAAAGAAGUCAGGACAGGAAAAAGAAAAUCAUUCAUAUUUCAUCAUUUAGAAUUUUGCUGCCAUUUAUUUUAUGACCUGACAGCUUCACAUUAGACUUUAAAUUACAGGUUACUUACACCAUGUGUUAAGUUCAGGAGACGUGGAAGUCUCUUUAGUUUUUGAGUAAACUUGGACCAAACAUAAAGCCCUUCCAGUUCACAUUUAAAAUGGGUAAAGUAUGUUAUUUAAUGUUGAUAAACUGACCCUU